Molecule: messenger RNA, 2424 nt
Organism: Pleurotus ostreatus (oyster mushroom)
Lineage: Eukaryota; Fungi; Basidiomycota; Agaricomycetes; Agaricales; Pleurotaceae
Exons: 8
Coding region: 1-2424 (807 amino acids)
Biological process (GO): carbohydrate metabolic process
Molecular function (GO): aldehyde-lyase activity
Source: RefSeq, a predicted model, not a curated record
AUGCCUGGACAAGAACUCUUCCAACCAAAUCCACCUGCUGACCCUUCCCAGCUCCCGGAUUCCAUCCUCGAGUACAGCGUCAAGCUCAACACCAAAGAUUACCUUAAACCCGAUGAACUCAAGAAUAUCCAAAUGUUCCGUCGCGCUGCAGACUACAUCGCAGCGGCGAUGAUAUUCUUGAACGACAACGUUCUUCUCAAAGAUAAACUCACCCACGAUCAGAUCAAGCCUCGUCUUCUUGGACACUGGGGAACAUGCCCCGGUCUUACCAUGGUAUAUGCGCACAUCAACAGGCUUAUUCGCAAUAACGGAAUUGAGGCACUCUAUGUCGUCGGCCCCGGUCAUGGAGCUCCAGCAAUCUUAUCUUGCUUGUGGCUAGAGGACUCCAUGAGCCCUUUCAUGCCCGAGAUUACUCAAGAUAACGCCGGGCUCAAGAAGCUGAUCUCGCGAUUCAGUGCCCCCGGAGGCUUCCCAAGUCAUAUCAACGCUGCCACCCCAGGCGCCAUCCACGAAGGUGGUGAGCUUGGGUACGCGCUCAGUGUUUCCUUUGGUGCCGUCAUGGACAAGCCCGACCUCGUCGUCGCUUGCAUUGUCGGUGACGGUGAGGCCGAGACAGGUCCCACUGCAACUGCCUGGCACGCAUACAAGUACAUCGACCCCGCCGAGUCUGGCGCCGUCAUCCCUAUCGUCCACGUCAAUGGCUUCAAGAUUUCUGAGCGUACUAUCUACGGCACGAUGGACAACAAAGAAAUGACCGCCCUCUUCACCGGUUAUGGUUAUCAAGUCCGAAUUGUCGAAGAUCUCGAAAACAUCGAUCAAGAUCUCGCUGCCUCUAUGGAUUGGGCUCUUGGCGAAAUCCGCACAAUCCAGAAGGCUGCACGCUCAGGAAAUCCCAUCGUCAAGCCCAGAUGGCCAGUACUCAUCCUCCGUACACCCAAGGGUUGGUUCGGUCCCAAGGCCUUCCACGGAGAGCUCAUCGAGGGCUCCUUCCACUCUCACCAAGUCCCCUUACCUAACGCAAAGACCUCUGAUGAAGAACUUUCUGCACUUCACGAUUGGCUCAGUUCCUACAAGCCCGAGGAACUCUUCACCGAGUCGGGUGUGCCCGUCCCAGAGGUGCUCAGCAUCAUUCCGGAAAAGGCACAACUCAAGCUCGGUCAAAACCCCGACAGCUAUAGCACAUACGUUCCUCUGAUCACUCCAGACUGGAAGCCUCUUUGCGGAGAAAGGGGCUCGCAAGAUAGUUGCAUGAAGGCCGUUGGUCGCUUCCUUAAGGAAGUUGUCAAAGAGAAUCCCACUACCUUCCGAGUUUUCUCCCCCGAUGAAUUGGUUUCCAACAAGCUUGACGCCGUCCUCGACGACAGCGGCCGUAACUUCCAAUGGGAUAUCGCCUCUCGCGGUAAGGGAGGUCGUGUAAUUGAAAUCCUUUCCGAGCACACUUGCCAAGGUAUGCUCCAAGGCUACACCCUCACCGGCCGUACCGGUCUCUUCCCAUCCUACGAAGCCUUCCUCGGCAUCGUCCACACCAUGAUGGUCCAGUACGCCAAGUUCGCCAAAAUGGCCGUUGAAACUACAUGGCGCCAGGACGUCGGCUCGCUGAACUAUAUCGAAACAUCGACGUGGGCGCGUCAAGAACACAACGGGUUCUCGCAUCAGAACCCAAGCUUCAUCGGCGCCGUCUUGAACCUCAAGGCCCGCUUCGCUAGGGUCUACCUCCCUCCUGAUGCCAACUGCUUCUUGUCGACUGUGUCUCACUGCUUGCGGGCGAAGAACUACGUCAACUUGAUGGUAGGCAGCAAGCAACCGACCCCGGUGUGGUUGUCUCCCGAAGAAGCCGACCAACAUUGUAUCGCUGGUGCCUCAAUCUGGAAGUUUGCUAGCACCGACGGUGGUGUUGACCCGGACGUCACUCUUGUUGGCAUUGGUGUGGAAGUCACCUUUGAAGUUAUUGCCGCCGCUGCCCUCCUCCGCAAGCUCGUCCCAGAACUCCGCGUCCGCGUCGUCAACGUCACGGAUCUCAUGAUCCUCAGCUCUAGCGGCACGCACCCGCACUCGCUCACCGACGAGGCCUUCGACAGCCUCUUCACCAAGGACAAGCCAAUCCACUUCAACUACCAUGGUUACCCCAUCGAGCUGAAGGGUCUGCUGUUCGGCCGCCCGCGGUUGGAUCGUAUUACAAUGGAGGGAUACAAGGAGGAGGGAACGACUACUUCGCCUUUCGAUAUGAUGCUUUGCAAUAACACAUCGAGAUAUGAUGUUGCUAUCGCUGCUGUUCGUGCUGGUGCACGCGUCAACCCCAAGGUGGCUGUCGACGCCCACGCGAAGGAGUCGUAUAUCAAGCAUCUCAUCAAGAAGGAUCGUGAUUUCAUCCUCGAACACGGAAAAGAUCAAGACGACUGCUUCGAUACUCCCAAGUUCGAUUAA